GUCAUAGACCCUUCCGUGGUGACAUGACUGGGAGACAUAAUUCUAAGGGAAAACUUUUUACUUUUAAACUUGUUCUGCUUGGGGAGUCAGCCGUUGGUAAGUCUUCUCUCGUAUCCAGGUUUGUCAAAGGAGACUUUAAUGAGUACCAAGAGUCAACUAUUGGAGCUGCAUUUCUCACUCAAACCGUUCGCUUUAACGAUUAUACUGUCAAGUUUGAAAUUUGGGAUACCGCCGGGCAAGAAAGAUAUCACAGUCUUGCUCCUAUGUACUACCGAAAUUCUCCUUGCGCUAUCGUGGUUUAUGACGUAUCAAAUUAUGAAACCUAUACUAGAGCGAAAGCUUGGAUUAAAGAAUUGCAAUGUCAAGGGAGCGCAGAUAUCAUUAUUGCUCUAGCAGGAAACAAAUCUGAUGUUUCUGAACACAUUGUUGACCCAGAGGAAAAAUCCAGAUGUGUUGCUUUUCUUAUGGAGAUUAUGUAUAUGAUUAGUGCCUAUUAUGCAAAUGAGCAUGGGAUUAUUUUUAUGGAAACUUCCGCUAAAACGGGGUCCAAAGUGAAUGAACUUUUUCUUGAAAUUGCGAGGCGUCUCCCAAAGAAUGAGAUUCGCCAAGAACGAGAAGGCAAUGUUUUUUUAGGAAGCGAUAGUGAAAAUACUAAACCUUGUCCCUGCAACUUUUGAAUUUGGAAUUAUUACUUAAACUUCGCCUCAUCUUUCGUGAACAGUUCAU
Zophobas morio is the source of this 726-nucleotide messenger RNA. RefSeq names its product ras-related protein Rab-5A-like. NCBI's taxonomy places the organism in Eukaryota, Metazoa, Arthropoda, Insecta, Coleoptera, Tenebrionidae. The record is from RefSeq and is a predicted model, not a curated record. Gene Ontology annotation, biological process: intracellular protein transport; regulation of endocytosis; vesicle-mediated transport. The transcript has 8 exons. Gene Ontology annotation, cellular component: plasma membrane; endomembrane system; early endosome. Gene Ontology annotation, molecular function: GTP binding; GTPase activity. Bases 24 to 677 code for a protein of 217 amino acids.